Molecule: messenger RNA, 1803 nt
Organism: Chelonoidis abingdonii (Abingdon island giant tortoise)
Lineage: Eukaryota; Metazoa; Chordata; Testudines; Testudinidae
Product: sodium- and chloride-dependent GABA transporter 1-like
Biological process (GO): sodium ion transmembrane transport; amino acid transport; neurotransmitter transport
Cellular component (GO): plasma membrane
Molecular function (GO): gamma-aminobutyric acid:sodium:chloride symporter activity
Source: RefSeq, a predicted model, not a curated record
AUGGGGAAAAUUGACAACACGUCUGUGGAGCUAAAUUCGCCCUCCGAGGUGAAGCAGGCAGCCAUUGAGGAAUUUGAGCCAAUCACCCAAGGAGAUGGAAGCACCAAGAAGAUGAAGGAGCUCCCAGACAGAGGUUCUUGGAAGGGCAAAUUUGACUUCCUGCUGUCCUGUGUGGGCUACGCCAUUGGGCUGGGCAAUGUCUGGCGGUUUCCAUAUCUCUGUGGCAAGAAUGGAGGAGGGGCUUUCUUGAUUCCCUAUUUUCUGACGCUGGUGUUUGCUGGGAUUCCUCUCUUCCUACUGGAGACAGCUCUCGGCCAGUAUACCUCUGUUGGCGGAUUGGGGGUCUGGAAAUUAGCGCCCAUGUUCAAAGGAGUGGGCCCAUGGCUGCCUGUGGUUCUCUCGUUCUGGCUGAAUACUAUUACAUUGUCAAUCAUUGCCUGGGCACUGUACUAUCUCUUCAUCUUUCAACUGUUGGAUCUGCCAUGGCAAAGCUGUGGUAAUGCCUGGAACACAGAGAGAUGCUUUUCCAACUACUCCCUCAAUGAUACCACCAACCUGACGAGCGCUGUGACCGAGUUCUGGGAGAGGAACAUGCACCAGAUUUCUGGUGGCCUGGGGGAGCCAGGUAACAUCCGCUGGUCCCUAGCAGGCACUCUCGCUUUAGCGUGGGUUCUGGUCUAUUUCUCCAUCUGGAAAGGAGUAGAGUGGACUGGAAAGGUUGUGUAUUUCUCAGCCACCUACCCUUACUUCAUGUUAAUUAUUCUUUUCUUCCGUGGAAUCACUCUACCAGGAGCCAAGGAGGGAAUCCUUUUUUAUAUCACACCAGACUUCAGCAAACUCUCUAAGUCUGAGGUCUGGAUGGAUGCAGCCACACAGAUCUUUUUCUCAUAUGGACUGGGGUUGGGAUCUCUGAUUGCCCUGGGAAGCUAUAACUCCUUCCAUAACAAUGUAUACAAAGACUCAAUCAUCGUCUGCUGUAUAAAUUCCACCACCAGCAUAUUUGCAGGAUUUGUCAUUUUCUCCAUUGUUGGAUUCAUGGGUCACAUCACCAAGAAGUCAAUCGCUGAGCUGGCAUCUUCAGGUCCAGGACUGGCUUUCCUCGCCUACCCACAGGUUGUCACGCAGCUGCCCAUGUCCCCUCUCUGGUCGAUUCUCUUCUUCUCCAUGUUAAUGAUGUUAGGCCUUGACAGCCAGUUCUGCACUGUGGAGGGAUUUGUCACAGCCCUGAUAGAUGAGUAUCCCUAUCUCCUCAGGGCCAGGAAGAAGCUCUUCAUUGCUAUGGUCUGUCUUAUCUCCUACAUUGUUGGAUUCUCCAACAUCACCCAGGGUGGCAUUUAUGUCUUCAAGCUGUUUGAUUAUUAUUCAGCCAGCGGCAUGUGUCUUCUCUUCCUCGUCUUCUUUGAGACCAUCUCAAUUUCGUGGUGUUACGGAGUGAACAGAUUUUACAGGAACAUUGAAGAGAUGAUUGGCUACCAACCUUGCAGCUGGUGGAAGCUCUGCUGGGCCUUCUUCACUCCCCUCGUUUGUGUGGGUGUUUUCUUCUUCAGUGUGGUUGAAAUGACCCCUCUGACUCUGGGGAAAUAUGUCUAUCCCUCAUGGGGGCAGGGCAUCGGCUGGCUCAUGGCUCUGUCUUCCAUGGUGCUGAUUCCGGGCUAUAUGCUGUACUACUUCUUCACCUCCAAGGGGACCAUCAGACAGCGUUUUCAGCAGAUGACUCAGCCCACGCAAGAGGUGAAUGUUCAGAACAAUGGACUAAAAGCGAAGACCUCACUGAAAGGGAGAGUCUCCGAUGCUGCUGUCUAG